This is a messenger RNA of Chenopodium quinoa (quinoa), 754 nucleotides long. RefSeq names its product 4-hydroxyphenylpyruvate dioxygenase-like. Gene Ontology annotation, molecular function: 4-hydroxyphenylpyruvate dioxygenase activity. Gene Ontology annotation, biological process: L-tyrosine catabolic process. The record is from RefSeq and is a predicted model, not a curated record. The transcript has a single exon. The coding region runs from base 71 to 688 and encodes 205 amino acids. Lineage: Eukaryota; Viridiplantae; Streptophyta; Magnoliopsida; Caryophyllales; Amaranthaceae.
AUCAGGAACCGAAUUCGGGUUCAAUAGCCUAGACCACGCCGCAUGAAGCGUGCCUGAGCUAGCCUCCGUCAUGGAAUACAUAAUGAGGAUAACCGGUCUCCACGAGUUCGUAGAGUUUGCAGCCGAAGACCUAGUUGGAGUCACCGAAUCCGGACUCCAAUCCGUGUUCUUAGCAAACAACGACGAAUCUGUUUUCCUAAACUUCAGCGAGCCAGUGUAUGGUCAGACAAUUAAAAGUCCCAUUGAGACGUUCAUAAAACGUAACAACGGUCCAGGAGUGCAACACUUGGCUCUCAUUACUAACGAUAUAUUCAAAACCCUAAGAGAGAUGAAGAAGACGUCAUUAUUCGACUUCAUGCCACCACCAGAAGGCGAUUACUACCAAAAACUAAAGGCGGUGGCUAGCGGUUUCUUAACGGAGGAGGAAAUACAAGAAUGCGAGGCGCUAGGGCUUAAGGUGGACAAGGACCAUGAAGGUGUUAUAAUCCAAACAUUUACAAAGCCUAUUGGAGAUAGGCUUACUAUAUUCAUUGAGGUGAUACAAAGAAUUGGGUGUAUGAUUCAAGGAGAAGAUGGCAAGUUUUAUCAAAAGGGUGGGUGUGGUGGAUUUGGCAAUGGAAAGAAUUUUAAUGAGUUGGUUAAGUCAUUGGAGAAAUAUGAAAGGACUAUUAUUACUACUCAGAGUUAAUUAAACUCUUGAUAACAUUGAUCAAGUGAUGCGCAACAUGCAAGUCCUAUAUAUUGUGACAACAUA